UUUUGGUUCCCCGAGGCCCAGUUUGGAUGUGCUGAUGGAGUCAUCCGAACUAAGGUCGGAUAUACAGGAGGAAAAAAGGAAUAUCCUACCUAUUAUAGCCUUGGGGACCACACAGAAACUGUACAGUUAGCGUAUGACCCAAAAGAAACAACAUACAGAAACCUUUUGUCAAUGUUCUGGGCCAACCAUGACUCAACUACCUGCCACAAAAACCAAUACAUGUCUGCUAUAUUCUACCAUGAUGAGGAACAACAACGAGAAGCUGAGAUGACUAAAGAAGAGCACCAGAAGAAAGUGAAGAAGUCUAUUGCGACAAAAGUCUUACCAGCAGAGAAGUUCUAUGAUGCUGAAAACUAUCACCAAAAAUAUAUACUAAGAAACACUCCAAAUCUGUUGGCAAGUUUGGGUCUUAACAAUGAAGAACUGAAGAACUCACAUGUUGCAGCAAGACUCAACGGGUACCUCGGGGGAUACUCUAAUCUGACCAAGUUUAAUGCUGAAGUGAGCAAGCUGGAUUUAAGUGAGGAACAAGCAGAUAUGGUUAGGAAGCUUAUUGCUUACAGAUAGUCUCUUCGUCCUUUGCAUGAGAAUCUAUUGAUAAAUAAAGGGGGGGGGGGCACAUGUAGACUGCAAGCAGUCCCUUGAUUUUUCUUAGUCACUAAUUUGGUUAAUUUGACAGAGGGAAGACUAGUAUCUAGGCUAAUAACCCUUGGGAAGGGGUGUGGGGAUGAGGGACAAAAGGAAAGAAAAGGGACUGCAGCCUUUAUGCUUUGGGUUUCUUGUUGAAUUCUGCUGUUGCUAUGGAAAAUUCAACACACUUACAAUGCUGUACAUUUGAAAUAAAUGUGAAGUACCACAUGUAAUAAAUUAUCCUUUUUUCUUGCACACAUUGUAUUGACCUUGUUUCUUUAGGUUUUUUUAUUUAUAUUCGAUUGCAUAAUAACCAAUGAAUCAUUUAAUUUAUGACGUAGUUAGUGUAGCAAUUUGCAACAAACAAGGCUACAGCAAGUCUGUCUUAUGACGUUUUGUGGUAAAUUUGGAGCAUUUCCAACUCUACAAAACUGAUGCCAAUGUGCUUUCUGUGUCRUCCUUAUGUUGCAAAUUCUCUUAUUUUAUAAUCACAAUCAUUAUGAUGAAACAACACAAAUUACCUUAUGCAAUGUAAUUUUAAAUAUAAAAUUUGUUAAGACGAAGAAUACUUUUCAUCCCUGAAGAAUAGUACUAAAUGCCCAAAAGCUUAGAAAUAAAUUACCUAUAAUCCAUGAAACUUUUAUAGCAAAAUUGUAUGGCAUUUUAGAGGCUGUAAGCUGGAAAAUAAAAACAUUUACAUUUUA
Actinia tenebrosa (Australian red waratah sea anemone) is the source of this 1334-nucleotide messenger RNA. RefSeq names its product peptide methionine sulfoxide reductase. Lineage: Eukaryota; Metazoa; Cnidaria; Anthozoa; Actiniaria; Actiniidae. Gene Ontology annotation, molecular function: peptide-methionine (S)-S-oxide reductase activity. The record is from RefSeq and is a predicted model, not a curated record.